AUGGAGGAGCAGUUUACACUCCGAGUUCCACCUUCUGUUGCUGAGCGAAUAGACUUCCUUUUGAGUGAGAAUGCCUCUUCUUCUGAAGACAAAUCAUUGGAUUUAUUUUUCUCGGGUGAGAAUAUGCGUUCCCUGGUUGAAAAAACGGAACGCAUAUUCUCACCCGAGAAAGAUAAAUCCAAUGAUUUGUCUUCAGAAGAAGAGGCAUUCUCACUCAAAAGGAAGUCUAUUCGCUCAGCAACAGAAGGUGGAACUCGGAGUGUAAACUGCUCCAUGCCUACGGAAUGCAAUAGAAAUCCACAUCAGAACCAUAUUAAAUCUGAGAUGGGAUCGAGGUUGAGAGAUGAAGAUCUGAGCAAUUCCGGCGGAGUCUUCUUCGUCCUCAGGCUGAACAGUGACAAACGGGAGAGGGAGACAGAGGCGGGAGAGGUGAUCGUUGGUUCUUCAUGGGCUUUCCAAGAGAAAUCAACCAAGAGGUUUGGCCACUUUCAAGACAAUGAGCCUAAUAUUGGAAUUUUAACGAAGAAGAAGUGGGGAAGUGUAUGA
This is a messenger RNA of Ilex paraguariensis (yerba mate), 546 nucleotides long. The record is from the annotation of a GenBank genome assembly. NCBI's taxonomy places the organism in Eukaryota, Viridiplantae, Streptophyta, Magnoliopsida, Aquifoliales, Aquifoliaceae.